GUUUGUAAAGAGCCUAAUCCAAUUAGUUAGUGGAACAAAUAGACUAGCAAAUGAAUAAAGUUGGUCAUAGACACUUACCUAAAGCUUCCCUCUUUUUUUUUUUCUUCUUGUUGUUGUGAUACUAAGAACUUCAAAACUUUUUUCUUUAAAGAUCCCAUUUUAGAGCUUUGAAAGAGCUCCCCAUUGCUGUUGAGAGUUGGUUUUCUUUAAAGAGAGCUGCUUUUUGAUCUUUGCUUCUAAAAAGUGAAAGUGGGUUGCCUUCUGUUCUUUUAGUAAAUUUUGAUUGUAGAAGGAGAGAAUUUCAAAUAUAUAGCAAAAAGAAGAUUUGGUAUUGAACAUGACUGUAGCAUUACUAUGGAUUGCCAACCCCACUACAGAGGUUUCCAGUUCUUUUGGGUUGCUCCAUUCAAUCAGGGUUUUAGAUUCAUCAAAAUUUGGUUUUAUCGAUCGAAAUUUGAUGUUUAAGGGAAGAGAAAAGAAGGAUAAGAAGCAGAAAUGGAAAUCAAGUUCUGUGAAUAUUGAUUUGAGGAAUCAUUGCACAGGUAGUGGAAGCAAAUUGCCUCUGAUAUCUAGCAUGGUAGCUAGCUCAGCUGGAGAAAUGGCUAUUUCUUCUGAGGAGAAGGUAUAUAAUGUGGUGGUGAAGCAAGCAGCUUUGAUUAAAAGGCAAUUGAGGACUAGCGGUGAUCUUGAUGUGAAACCAGAUAUUGUUCUUCCUGGAACUCUGGGAUUGUUGAGUGAUGCUUAUGACAGAUGUGGAGAAGUUUGUGCUGAGUAUGCGAAAACAUUUUAUUUGGGAACUUUGCUAAUGACACCGGAAAGGCGAAGAGCUAUCUGGGCAAUAUAUGUGUGGUGUAGGAGGACGGAUGAGCUUGUCGAUGGGCCUAAUGCUUCGCACAUAACUCCAACAGCUUUAGAUAGGUGGGAGGCACGGUUAGAAGAUCUUUUCCAAGGUCGUCCAUUUGAUAUGCUGGAUGCUGCUUUGGCAGAUACUGUUGCCAAAUUUCCUGUUGACAUUCAGCCAUUCAAAGAUAUGAUAGAAGGAAUGAGGUUGGACCUGAAGAAAUCAAGAUAUAAGAACUUUGAUGAGCUUUAUCUUUACUGUUAUUAUGUUGCUGGGACUGUUGGACUAAUGAGUGUUCCAGUCAUGGGGAUUGCACCUGAAUCACAAGCAGCAACUGAGAGUGUUUACAAUGCUGCCUUGGCAUUAGGGAUAGCAAACCAGCUCACCAACAUACUUAGGGAUGUUGGAGAGGAUGCAAGAAGAGGAAGGGUGUAUUUACCACAGGAUGAGCUAGCGCAGGCAGGGCUUUCAGACGAUGACAUAUUUGCUGGAAGAGUGACAGAUAAAUGGAGAAAUUUCAUGAAAAAUCAAAUAAAGAGAGCACGGAUGUUCUUCAAUGAGGCGGAGAAAGGAGUGACUGAACUGAGUGCUGAAAGUAGAUGGCCGGUCUGGGCGUCCUUACUGCUAUACCGGCAAAUACUAGACGAGAUCGAAGCAAAUGACUAUAACAACUUCACAAGGAGAGCUUAUGUAGGCAAAGCCAAGAAGCUAGCUUUCUUGCCAAUGGCAUAUGCAAGAUCAGCUGUUGGGCCCGCAAGACUGCCUUCUUUGACAAAGGCAUAGAUAUUGAGCCUUGAAUAUCAAUUUGUUUAAAUCAUAUACAGCAGAAAAAUUGGGAGCAAAAGAAGGAUCAUAAUCUGUACAUUAACAAAUGUUAUAAUGCAGCAAGUAUUCAUUCAAAGCAAGAAUAGUGAAUUCAAUUCAUUUUAAGGAAUGGACUGCACAUUCAGUUGCAGAUUUUGAGCU
Messenger RNA from Ricinus communis (castor bean), 1807 nucleotides. RefSeq names its product phytoene synthase 2, chloroplastic. Gene Ontology annotation, biological process: carotenoid biosynthetic process. Lineage: Eukaryota; Viridiplantae; Streptophyta; Magnoliopsida; Malpighiales; Euphorbiaceae. The coding region runs from base 338 to 1624 and encodes 428 amino acids. Gene Ontology annotation, molecular function: geranylgeranyl diphosphate synthase activity. The transcript has 7 exons. The record is from RefSeq and is a predicted model, not a curated record.